Molecule: messenger RNA, 948 nt
Organism: Acanthosepion pharaonis
Lineage: Eukaryota; Metazoa; Mollusca; Cephalopoda; Sepiida; Sepiidae
Source: the annotation of a GenBank genome assembly
AUGUCGGUAACUCUUUCACCAUCAUGGAAACGACUGGCACCCGCAACCAGCAUUCGCAGUGAACGUAGCUCACAUCGACGCCGAUUCUGUCCUAUCCGGGUAUCUCGUCAGAUCCCAUCUGAACAUUGGUGGAUUGAUCUAUGUAUCUUCGUUCGUACCUGUAUAAAUCUGCCUCUCUCUCUCUCCGUUCAUACCUGUCUCAAUCUGACUCUCUUUCCCUCUGUCUUCUUUCCUACCUGUCUCAAUCUGUCUGUCUGUCUUUAUUUUCAUUCGUAUCUGUCUCAAUUUGUUUCUCUUUCUCUCUGUAUUCGUUCGUACCUGUCUCUGUCUGUCUGUCUCUCUCUCUGUUUGUCUCAGUCGUCGUUAGUACCUGUCUCAAUCUCUCUCUCUCUCUCUCUGUGUCUUCGUCCGUACUUGUUUCAAUCUUUCUCUCUCUUCGUUCGUACCUGUCUUCGUUCGUACCUGUCUCAAUAUUUUCUCUCUCUCUCUCUUUCUUCGUUCGUACUUUUUUCAAUCUCUCUCUCUCUCUCUCUUUCUCUCUCUUCGUUCUUACCUACCUCAAUCUGUCUUUCUGUCUUUGAUCGUACCUGUCUCAAUCAUUCUCUCUCCGUGUCUUCGUUCGUAAUCUCACACACACAUACAAUCAAUCUCUCUCUCACAUACACACACACUCUCUCUCUCUCUCUCCUCUCUUCGUUCGUACCUGUCUCAAUCUGUCUCUCUUCUCUCUCUUCAUUCGUACCUCUUAAUCUGUCUCUCUCUCUCUCUGUCUCUAUCUUUGUUCGUACCUGUCUCAAUCUUUCUCUCUAUGUCUUCGCUCGUGCUUCUUUCAAUCUCUCUCUCACACUCUCUCUUCGUUCCUACCUGUCUAAAUCUGUCACUCUCUCUUCAUUCGUGCCUGUCUCAAUCUGUCACUCUUUUAAUUUUCUUAUGGAUCUUAAUUCUUAA